GCGACAUCUGACGGGCGCCAAGGGCUCUGCACCUAUGCACCCUACUCUGUCCCUGUAUUCAUGUGUCACGCAGCUGCGCCGUCCUCACAGGCGCCGUUGUUUCAUUUGCGCCAUUUUGUCCGCUCACUUUGUUGAUUGGGCUUUAGCGAGCUGUACUAGAGCCAAUCAGAGGGAAACCGGACAGCGAAGACAAGAGCAGGUUGUGACAAUAAACUAUGGAGCAGUACACAACUGCCACUACUACUACUGGGGAGCAAAUAGUUGUGCAGACUUCCAAUGGACAGAUCCAACAGCAGACACAGGGCACAGUGACGGCUGUGCAGUUGCAAACAGAAGCGCCAGUGGUGACUGCCUCAGGCCAGCAGGUGCAGACACUCCAGGUAGUCCAAGGACAGCCUCUGAUGGUCCAGGUGAGUGGUGGGCAGCUCAUCACAUCAUCAGGACAACCCAUAAUGGUGCAGGCUAUGUCGGGGGGUCAGGGUCAAACCAUCAUGCAGGUCCCUGUAUCUGGAGCACAGGGGCUACAGCAGAUCCAGCUGGUGCAGCCGGGUCAGAUACAGCUGCAGGGGGGUCAGACUCUUCAGCUCCAGGGCCAGCAGGGUCAGCCCCAACAGAUCAUCAUCCAGCAGCCCCAGACAGCCAUCACUGCUGGACAGAACCAGGGGCAGCAGAUCAGCUUGCAGGGCCAACAGGUGGCACAGACAGCUGACGGACAGACCAUUGUAUACCAGCCCGUCAAUGCAGAUGGUACCAUCCUGCAGCAGGGAAUGAUCACAAUUCCAGCUGCCAGCCUGGCAGGUGCCCAGAUUGUACAGGCAGGGGGUGCCAACACCAACACUACUAACAGCGGCCAAGGCACUGUGACCGUGACCCUGCCCGUCUCGGGCAACAUGGUCAAUGCAGGUGGAAUGGUCAUGGUAAGACCUUGUGUUGAGAUGGUGCCUGGAGGUGGUGCAGUUCCCACAAUGCAGCGUAUUCCGCUGCCAGGGGCUGAGAUGCUCGAGGAGGAACCUCUGUAUGUUAAUGCCAAACAGUACCACCGCAUCCUGAAGCGUAGACAGGCCCGUGCCAAGCUGGAGGCUGAGGGCAAGAUCCCCAAGGAAAGGAGGCAGAAAUACCUACACGAGUCUCGCCACCGUCACGCUAUGCAGCGCAAGCGAGGAGAUGGAGGACGUUUCUUUUCACCUAAGGACAAGGAGGAAAUGGCUUUGGCUCUGGCACAGCAACAGCAGGAGGUAGCCCAGGCAGCAGCAGAUGAGACUGUGGCUCAGAUGAUCCGAGUCUCAUAGCACUUCUGUCUGUGAACUCUACCCUGCCUGAGACUCUUCACCCCAGCUAACCUGAUCUGCCAUCAUAAAGUACACCAAACUACAGCACCUCAACUGGGUUUCAUCUGUUAUCUCUUCUCUCCUUUACUGGUCUUCCAGGGAGCGGACCAUGUGGUUGCUGAGUCUGUGGACUUUUCUUGUCUUCUCUGAAAGGGAAGAUGCUUUUACCCUCAGUUGAUCUGGUUUAGCGCUGGCGACCAGCUUUUAAUUUUCACAAGUAAUUGUUUAUACAAUAAUGAUGCAUGGUGUUAUGAGUUACCAGGACUAGUCACUCAGAGCAAAUAUCAGCUGUGAAUCCACGUCAGACCCUGGUCUGUUAAAAAGAAAAGAAUGUGUCUCCAGUGGAUACUUGUUGCUUUAAAAAUGUUUUGUAAAUGGUACAGAUUUUUCCCCCCCCCAGAGACACUCAUGAUGCAUUGGUGUCAUAUGUUUUAUGUGAUGCCCUGUAUUUUGACAUUUCAUUUUUUUUCAACCCAUGUACUGUCGGGGUUGGACUCAGCAUCAUAAGUCCAACUUGUGUCCACUGAGCAAAAACUGAAAUGUGAAGCUAAUGUGAAGAUAUUGUACAGAAAUUCUUUUCUUCCCCUCUGUGUAUUGGAUGUACUUACUAAUUUGCCCAAUUUUGUGGAUGCAUUAUAUACAAUCUUGUGUUUACACAUAGUGUUUGUAGGCA
Etheostoma cragini (Arkansas darter) is the source of this 2001-nucleotide messenger RNA. It is a transcript of the gene nfyal, whose product is annotated as nuclear transcription factor Y, alpha, like. The coding region runs from base 216 to 1289 and encodes 357 amino acids. Gene Ontology annotation, molecular function: DNA-binding transcription factor activity, RNA polymerase II-specific; RNA polymerase II cis-regulatory region sequence-specific DNA binding. The transcript has 10 exons. Gene Ontology annotation, biological process: regulation of transcription by RNA polymerase II. Gene Ontology annotation, cellular component: CCAAT-binding factor complex. The record is from RefSeq and is a predicted model, not a curated record. Lineage: Eukaryota; Metazoa; Chordata; Actinopteri; Perciformes; Percidae.